This is a messenger RNA of Mesocricetus auratus (golden hamster), 4059 nucleotides long. Its product is annotated as zinc finger protein 260-like. The record is from RefSeq and is a predicted model, not a curated record. The transcript has 4 exons. Gene Ontology annotation, molecular function: DNA-binding transcription repressor activity, RNA polymerase II-specific. Lineage: Eukaryota; Metazoa; Chordata; Mammalia; Rodentia; Cricetidae. The coding region runs from base 315 to 2162 and encodes 615 amino acids. Gene Ontology annotation, biological process: negative regulation of transcription by RNA polymerase II.
CCAAGAGUUGUGGGCGGAGCAAGGAGGAGCUUCUCUGGGGAACCAGGCUGAAGGAACCGGAAAUUCCUCCAUUCCCUGUUGUACUCGGGGAUCCUCCUGGUCCAAACCUGAUAAGAAAUUCUUCCUGGGUCCGAGGGAAACUGAAAGUCCGGAGCCGCAGUGUCCGCGCGGGGCGGGCGGCCUGGGAAAGUCAGCGUCAGCAGCAGCGCAGUGGCGGGAACCGCAGCCCGGCGGCCCUGGAACCUCCCAGAUGUGAAAUUUCAACAAGAGCUCAAGUUUUCUCCUAAGACACUCAGAGAAGAGCCAGAAGAACAAUGGAUGCUUCUGUGGGAAGUGCUCCCCAGGGUCUGUUAUCACUCAGGGAUGUGUCUGUAGACUUCUCACAGGAAGAAUGGGAAUGUCUAGACUGUGAACAGAGGGCUUUGUACAUGGAUGUGAUGUUGGAGAAUUACAACAAUCUGCUUUUUGUGGAGUUCCAUCGCUUAGGUUGCAAAUGGGAGACAGUCUUGCACCAAGGCACAAAGCAUUUUGUCCAUGACCGUGAAAAUAUUCAAGAGAAGUCUCAUACAUGUAAUGAGUCUGGCAUAGUGAUUCCUGAAUCCUGCCAAUGUACACCUUUUGACACAAUGGAUACUGCCAAAAAUGUCAACAAGUCCAGAUUUGGUAACCAAAGAGAUGCCUGCAAUGAAACCUUAAACCUCAACAGACACAACAUUGGAAAUGCUGGGGAAGAAUAUUGUAAAUAUGAAGAUUGUGUAAAGUUUUUGUAUUUGUGUUCCAUCUUUAGCCAAAAUCAAAGAACUCACAUAGGAAAGGAAGACUACAAAAAUGCAGAAUAUGAUGCAUCUUUUGAGUACAAUACAGAAACCAAAUUUAAAGAAACUGAUUGGGGAGAGCAUCCACAUCAGUGCAUGCAAUGUGAAUUCUUCAAGACUCACUCAAACCUUAUUAGGCAUCAGAGAUCUCAUACUAGAGAGAAACCCUAUACAUGUAGAAAAUGUAGUAAAUUAUUUCUACAUUUUUCACAACUCACUACAUAUUAUAAAAUCCAUUGUAGAGAAAAUCCCGACAAAUGUACACAGUAUGGUAAGUGUUUUAAUUAUUUAUCAAAGUUUGAAAGAAAUUUCAACAUCCACAUCCGAGAGAAAUCUUACAAAUAUAGUGAAUGUGACAAAUCUUUCACUGAGAAAUGUAAUCUUACAACUCAUCAGAGAAUCCACACAGGAGAGAAACCUUACAAAUGUAGUGAAUGUGAUAAAUCCUUUUUCAUGAAAUACCAUCUUACAACUCAUCAGAGAUUCCACACAGGAGAGGAACCUUACAAAUGUAGUGAAUGUGAGAAAUCCUUUUCCAAGAAAUGGUAUCUUACAACUCAUCAGAGAGUCCACACAGGAGAGAAGCCUUACAAAUGUAGUGAAUGUGAAAAAUAUUUCACUCAGAAAUAUAAUCUCAUAACUCAUCAGAGAAUCCACACAGGAGAGAAACCUUACAAAUGUAGUGAAUGUGGGAAAUCCUUUAUCAGGAAAGACUAUCUUGAAGCUCAUCACAGAAUGCACAAAGGAGAGAAACCUUACAAAUGUAGUGAAUGUGACAAAUCCUUUUCAAUGAGAUGCUAUCUUACAACUCAUCUGAGAAUCCAUACAGGAGAGAAACCUUACAAAUGUAGUGAAUGUGACAAAUCCUUUAACAGAAAAGAUUAUCUUAGAACUCAUAAGAGAAUCCACACAGGAGAGAAACCUUACAAAUGUAGUGAAUGUGGCAAAUCCUUUAACACAAAAGACUAUCUUCGAGCUCAUCGGAGAAUUCACACAGGAGAGAAACCUUACAAAUGUAGUGAAUGUGGCAAAUCCUUUAACACAAAAGACUAUCUUAGAGCUCAUCAGAGAAUCCACACAGGAGAGAAACCUUACGAAUGUAGUGUAUGUGGCAAAUCCUUUAACACAAAAGACAAUCUUAGAGCUCAUCAGAAAAUCCACACAGGUGAUAAACCUUACAAAUGUAGUGAAUGUGAAAAAUCCUUUUUCAAGAAAUGCCAUCUUACAACUCAUCAGAGAUUACACACUGGAGAGAAGCCUUACAAAUGCCCUGAAUGUGACAAAUCCUUUUCCAGGAAAUUCUAUCUUACACCUCAUUUGAGAAUUCACACAGGAGAGAAUACUUAACAAUGUAAUGAAUGUGAUCAGUCAUUAACACAAAAGACUGUCUUAAAAGUCACCAGGGAAACCACACAGGAGAGAAACCUUACAAAUGUAGUGAAUGUGACAAAUCCUUAACCAGAAACGAAGUCUUAUAACUCAUCAUAGAAUUCACACAGGAGAGAAACCCUACAAAUGUAGUGAAUGUGACAAAUCCUUUACCAAAAUAGUCCAUGGUAGAACUCAUCAGAGAAUCCACACAUUAGUGAAACCAUACAAAUAUAGUGAAUGUGAAAAACCCUUUCUGAGAAAGACAAUCUUAGAAUUCAUCAGAGAAUCCUCACAGGAGAGAAGCCUUACAAAUAUAGUGAAUGUGACAAAUCCUUAACCAGAAAACAAAUUCUUAUAACUCAUCAGAGAAUUCACACAGGAGAGAAAACUUACAAUUUUAGUGAAUGUGUCAAAUUCUUUAACAGAAGAGACCAUCUUAUAGCUCAUCAGAGAAUCCACACAGGAGAGAAACAUUACAAAUAUAGUGAGUGUACAAAUCAUUUAGCAGAAAAGGCUAUCUAAGAAAUCACCAGAUAAUAUAUAGAAACAACUUACAAAUGUAACAAAUUUGAGAAAUCCUUUAGUGUUGUUUCCAGUUCUUAGAAUAUGUUCUGGAAUAUUUCAUCACAGCAUGAAACUCAAGUUUUAAGUAUAUCAUCCACCAGAAAACUCAACCUGAGAAAUGUUUGUCUAAAAAUAAUGUUUGUAAUACAUCCAAGUAUUCACACAGGAGUGAAAAAUAUAAGAUGUAAUAUACAUGCAAAAGACGUUACUAGCCUCUCAGGUCUAAGAACGUUUGUCAAAAUUCAUAACAGAGAUAAAAGUUUCAGUGGGGAAAAAUUGGCAUGUGCUUCAAUCAAACUGUGUCCUUUGCUACACUUGAGACUCCACACUACGGAAUCAUGAACAUGACAACUUUGGGAAAGAAUUUUAAGUUAUUUUCAAAUCUUAGAAAGCAUUGAUACUUUGACAAUUUUGAUUGAAACUUUAUUUGUUCAAUCUCAAAUAGUUCUUAAUGAAGAUGAAACGCAGAAUUCUGACGUACGCGUUGUUGUGUAAAUGUGCUGAAGACUAUAAUGAUCCAUUCAGAAGGAAAGCUGAUUAGGGCAGGACCCACAACACACAAAACAGCCUCAAUAACUCUCCAGCACUGACAGGAUUCAAUGUAUCUAACUCAAAUGAAGAAGCUGAGAGAUGUCAUAACCCUUAAAAGAAUAACCUAAGCCCUAAGAAAGUAUUAUCUUUAUCUUGUUCAUAUGCUUACAGGUAUGCAGUGUGUUUCAGCUGUGCAUUAUUCAUAAGCUGUUCCAUAGCUGGUUUUGACUUCCAUGAUAGCAACUGUGUUUAAGUCCCUUAUACUCUGGUAAGCAACUGCUUCCCCAUAUUCGUGUACUCAAUUCUAAUAAAGCAUUUAGUUCAACGAGUUGAACUUCACUUUGUUUACAUUUUCAGAUGGGGCAAUUAGAUGAACGUGCAUGUUGUACCUCCCCAGGAGUUGUAUUUCACAAACAUGUGCCCAACUCAGUAUUUGUUUCUCCAAAUUUGUUGAAAACAAGAGCUUGAUAAUAGCAUAGCAGUUCUGAGCCUGUCGUCUGUGACUCCUUUAGGAUUCAAAGACCCUUUCACAAGGGUUCCUAAGAUACAGUGCAACAUAUUUUAAAUGAUUUUAAUAACUGAGAUAUUAUGCCUUUCUUGUUUCUGGAUGGAAAUAUGUCACCUUAUGUCAUCUGGAACAUCAAGGUUGUGGCAUUUGUGUUAAUUACCUAAAGUUUACCAUUGUGAUUUUAGCAAUAACAUGUUCUAGUGCAUGUAAAUGAAAAUUUGUCUGAUUUGCUGCCCUCAGUUCGUUCAAUAAAUCCAGGCUUCCAUCUUA